CGAGAAAAACAGAGCCUAUUGUGAAAAAAAAAAGCGUCUAUAAAACGGUGGAGAAAUUAUUUUGUGCGGCGAGAAAUAAUUCUUAACCAUCAUAACUUGAGCCAUUCGACCAGAUAACAUCUGGAAUAAAGUGUUGAAGAGCCACGCGAUUACAUUAUUUUAUCCCAAUUCAAGUUAGCCAGGCGCUAAAACCGGAAGUUAGCCGACUCCAUCCGCGAUCCAGGUAUUUUCAAAAAGCACUAUUUGCCUGAGAUGUGGGGGAGAAGGAAUAUAAAGUUACAUAACAUGGAAAUACUAACGCAAAUGUAUGAACCCAGAUGUAUUAUAAUCACAUUACUAUAUCUGUUGGUUCCAAUACUACAUCACAACUAUAGUGCAAACCUUUUGAAAAAUACAGGCUGUAGCUAAUAUAAGUUCAUACUAAUGUUAAUACUAAUAUUACAUCACAACUAUAGAGCUAACCUUUUGAAAAAUACAGGCUGUAGCUAAUAUAAGUUCAUACUAAUGUUAAUACUAAUAUUACAUCAAAAUUAUAGAGCUAACCUAAAAUACAGGCUGUAAUAUCAGUUAAUAUUUAAAGCCCGCGUGUUAACAGUGCAAACAUAUUCAGUAGGAUUACUCUCUUGGCAGGAAAAUGUUGAGACAAUUUCAAAAGCAAUAAGCCUGUUUGAGAAUGUAACAUGAUCACUGGCUCAACUGACUUCCAAUAGAACCUGUUUUAUUGUGAAAGUACCAGUCACCUGCGGGUUUGUGCGCGAGGCUUGCUGAACAACUACAUGGGAGAAAAACAUGUGGGUGAUGAAAUGUCGAUGACGUGCUGAUGCAACAAAAUCGUCAAUACGGCUUUCAGUUUCUCUGGGUCGUUUCCCCGGGACGAGAAUUUCCACCCUGCUCUCACUUCCGGUCCGCAGAUGGGUGUCUUCGAUUCGCUGACCGCGAGCAGCCGGAGUGCUAUAUUUUUUAACCCUGCGUGAUGAGGUAAUGUCCCGAUCCAUCUCCGUGAAUUAAACUAACCUAUUCGUCGGAAUUGCCUCCAGGAGAUGCCCCACCUCCCUCCACCUCCCUCACACUCAGCAGGGGAGGAGACAUCCAAACGUUGGACAUGAUGUCACUCCAUAAAAGCAAGGCAAGGUUUCACUGAGGAGUCAGAAUUGAAGCUCCUCAAAGAGGAUCACAUUGGCUGAGACAUGCAAAGCCCUCCGAAGCCCCAGUUUGCCAGCUGGCUCAUAGAGCAGGUGGAGACGGGCCAGUACACCGGCCUGCGCUAUGUGGACCAAAACAAGUUCAGAGUCCCCUGGAAGCACAACUCAAGAAAGGACUGCAACGAUGAGGACAGUAAAAUAUUCCGGGCGUGGGCAGUCGCGAGUGGUAAAAUCAGCGAGUUUCCCACCGACAAGGCCAGAUGGAAAACCAACUUCCGGUGCGCUCUCAACAACCUCUCCGUGCGCUUCAAGAUGGUCCAGGAUAACUCCAGGAAUUCAGACGACCCUCAUAAAAUCUACGAGAUCAUCAACACCGGCCACAACUAUGAAAGUGUUCCGAUACAAGAUUCCCAGGAGGAUUCUGACAUGACUCAAGAUAUCUACUGCUCUCCUACAGAGUGCAUCCCCUCGGGAGCUGAGCAUAAUCUGCUCAACAAUUUCAUGGCCUUGGAUCUUGGGAACCACCCGAUAGUAGAGGAGCAACCUUGGGCAGAUAGCUAUGUUCAGUGCAAUCAAGAUGUCCUGGGGAGCUAUCCUGUAGGAGCUGAGAUCCACCAGCAGCUGAUACCAACACAGCCGACUUACUAUGAGGCAAAUCUUCCACCAGUCCUCAGUUCACCUCUGCAGGCAAUGGACCUGGAGAUCUCCAUCCACUACAGGAAGAGGGAGAUGCUGAAGGUCACGUACCACACCGCUCGUCUGCAGCUCCACUACCUCCAUGAGGCUCUUGAGCUGGAGGCCCAUCACAUCUGCUUCCCCUCCACCGAGAGUCUGCUGGACCACAAACAGAUUGAUUUCACCAACCGCAUCCUGAACAGCAUCCAGAAGGGUCUUCUCCUGGAGGUGCGGGAGACCGGCAUCUACGCCUGCAGGCAGGACAGGUGCCAUGUGUUCGCCAGCACCAGUGACCCCAGUGUGGCUCACCCAGACCCAAGAAAGCUUCCCCAGAACACCAUGGUGGAGCUCCUCAACUUUGAGAAGUAUGUGAAUGAACUGAAACAGUUCAAAGACAACAACGGCAGCUCUCCUAGAUACACCAUCAACAUGUGCUUCGGGGAGAAGUUUCCUGAUGGGAAAGCUUUGGAGAAAAAGCUCAUCGUAGUCAAGGUGAUCCCACUGAUCUGUCGACAGUUCCACGAGAUGGCCCAAAUGGAGGGAGCUUCAUCGCUUCACAGCUCCAACGUCAGCCUGCAGAUGUCGCACAACAGCCUCUUUGAUCUCAUUAACUCGGUGUUGGGUCUGCCAACAGCGGACCUCGACCCGGCUCGGGCUGCUGCACCUUUCCUACCUCAGAGCUGAAAUUUGAUCUUGCACUUGCCCCUAAAUCCGACUAUUCAAACUACCUGCGAGGGCCACAUGAUACACCACAUCCUGCUCUUAGAUAAAGCUUUGCUAAAAAAAACACAACUGACUAAUGUACCUUCACCCUCCUGCUCUGCAUCGUCUCCGCUUCACUUUAUCAUCACACAAAUUACACACUGUAGACAAAAACUGACAUUUUUAUCACUACAUUCAAAGCCGACUCCUUCACUUGUGAACUGUUACAUUUCUGUAUUUACUUGCCGUAGCACAAACUUUUCUACAAGUACUGUAAAUGUUAAAAUUCUCUCUUAAUGAAGUGAUUUAAUUGACAUGUGUAACCAAAUGAUGCCUUACAUGAUGGUAAAUCCAUUCAACCAUGAAAAGCUUUUUGAUCAUAUAUUUAUGUAAAAUAGAGCUAAAGAUAAAGCUGACGACUGUAUGUGUUAAGUUUUUUUUUUUUAAACGUCAAACAGCUCAUGAAGGCAUCUACAUGUAUAUAAACUGCCAUGGUGAGUUGUUUUGGACUUCACUUAUGUUAACUUUUGUAAUAAUUUGCUGGUCAUCUUGCACUUUUCAUACUCAACCUAACUGGAUUCCGAAUAAAUCGUUCAGCCUUGAAUGAGUGCGUCAA
Messenger RNA from Acanthopagrus latus (yellowfin seabream), 3135 nucleotides. It is a transcript of the gene irf7, whose product is annotated as interferon regulatory factor 7. The record is from RefSeq and is a predicted model, not a curated record. Lineage: Eukaryota; Metazoa; Chordata; Actinopteri; Spariformes; Sparidae. Gene Ontology annotation, biological process: immune system process; regulation of transcription by RNA polymerase II. Gene Ontology annotation, molecular function: protein binding; DNA-binding transcription factor activity, RNA polymerase II-specific; RNA polymerase II cis-regulatory region sequence-specific DNA binding. The transcript is spliced from 10 exons. The coding region runs from base 1188 to 2501 and encodes 437 amino acids. Gene Ontology annotation, cellular component: nucleus.